AACGCCUAAUAUCUUCACCCUCCACCUUUCUUCACACCGUUGCCAAAAGCACCACAACCAUCACCAUGGGAAACGGAGCCAAAGCCCAGAUGAAGCGCGAGCGCAACGCCAAGGACGCUGGCAAGGGUGGCAAGUCGCAGUUGAAGGCCAACGAAGCCGCCAAAGACAUCAUCUGCCAGAUCUGCCGAUCGACCUUCCUCAAGACGGCCAAGGCCCCCGCCCUCACCGAGCACGCUCAGAACAAGCACAACAAGACCCUCCAGGAGUGCUUCCCUUCCUUCGCCUAGAUUUUCGGAGACACGAGCGAUGGGUGAUCGGUGGGAUCAGCGGGGUUCGUGCUUGUGAUGGGGACACUACGUGCAUCUGUGCUGGGGAGUUUUUGAGCGACUGUUCUUGAAGUGCAUAUUUCUUGGAGAUGGAGAUGGGGGAGAAUUGAUACCUUUUGAUUUUCUGUGCGACUACUGGUUUUCAUGGAGGAGCACGGCUGCGACUCAGUAGUUUGGGCGUUGUAGGCAGCGGUCACCAACUCGUGGUUCAUGUCGGCUGUUACCGUCUCUCGGACGAGCGAGGAGAUCUUCAUCUAGAAUUGGACGAACUUCACUCUCUAUAGUGUCGAGUAUUGUUUCUUGCAGGAAGGCGGAGCAUAUCGCGGUGACCUUCUUCGUCCAAGCGAUUGUCUA
Molecule: messenger RNA, 680 nt
Organism: Aspergillus aculeatinus CBS 121060
Lineage: Eukaryota; Fungi; Ascomycota; Eurotiomycetes; Eurotiales; Aspergillaceae
Exons: 3
Coding region: 66-287 (73 amino acids)
Source: RefSeq, a predicted model, not a curated record